Williopsis jadinii is the source of this 807-nucleotide messenger RNA. It is a transcript of the gene SHB17, whose product is annotated as sedoheptulose-bisphosphatase. The coding region runs from base 1 to 807 and encodes 268 amino acids. The record is from RefSeq and is a predicted model, not a curated record. Gene Ontology annotation, molecular function: sedoheptulose-bisphosphatase activity. NCBI's taxonomy places the organism in Eukaryota, Fungi, Ascomycota, Saccharomycetes, Phaffomycetales, Wickerhamomycetaceae. The transcript has a single exon. Gene Ontology annotation, biological process: ribose phosphate biosynthetic process.
AUGAAAGCUCCAACACCACGUUGCUUGUUUGUUCGUCAUGGCCAGACUGAGUGGUCCAAGUCUGGACAGUACACCUCAGUCACUGACCUGUCGCUGACGGAGUUUGGUGUGAAUCAGAUGAGACGGACAGGGAAGAUUCUCUUCUCCACUGAGUUCGUCAAGGCAGAGUCGCUGACGUACAUCUUCACCUCUCCAAGAAAGCGUGCGUUGCAGACCGUCGAGCUGGUGCUGGAGUCGCUGACUGCGGAACAGAGAGCUUCGAUUAGGAUUGUUGUUGAUAAUGACCUCAGGGAGUUUGAGUACGGUGAUUACGAAGGGUUGAAGACAGCGGAUAUCAUCAAAUUGAGGGCUUCGAGAGGCCUGGACAAGGACAAGCCGUGGUCCAUCUGGAGAGAUGGAUGCGAGAACGGUGAAUCAACAAGGGAGGUUGGGCUGAGACUGUCCAGGGUGAUUGCUCGUAUUCAGAAUGUCCACAGGAAGGCACUUGAGCAGGGGAAAGCUUGUGAUGUGAUGCUCUUUGCCCAUGGCCACACGCUUCGUUACUUUGCAGGCCUAUGGUUCAAACUUGGGCACGAAGCGCCAGUGGAUUCGAGCUGUAAGCCGUAUGUCAAGUCCUACGACGACGACACCGUUGAACCUGUGGAGAUCGACAAGUACAGAUACCUCUUAGAUAAUCCAAACUUUUUGCUGGAUGCUGGGGGUGUUGGUGUUCUCAGUUACGCUCAUCAUAACAUUGAUGAGCCUGCUCUGGACCUUGCGGGUGCCUUUGUGAUUCCACCUGAUGAGGAGUCUCAACAUGAUGGGUAA